CAAAACAAAAACAGUACAGUGAGUCAGUGAAGCUGACAUUCACACACACACACACACUCACACAAAAUCAAAAACAAAUUUUCACGAAACCCGAUGCUUUAAAAUUAUUCCUCUACUGUUUCAAUUCCAUCUCCUCUUCCUCUUGUGUGGCAAUUUCUAGGGUUUUCACAUUUUCCUUUUUUUUCCCAUUUCUGGAAACUGGUAAAAGAAGGCUUCUUUUUACCUUUGGGGGAGAAACAAAAAUGGAGACAGACGAAGCAUACCAAAAGAAAGAACGUGCUGCACUAGUAGCCAUUGUUGUUCUUGCUUGUCUUGCUUUAUCUUCUCUGUUCGUCGCUUUUAGCUACUACUGCUAUAUUCGUAACAAAGUUUCUAAGCGUCACAGAAUUAGCAAGAGGUUUGAUUGCGAGGAGAAAGGCGAUUGUCAAAAAGUACAAGAUGUUACUGACAAUGGGUUGCAAAUUUUCACCUUUAAGCAAUUGCAUUCAGCAACUGGUGGAUUUAGCAAGUCUAAUGUGGUUGGGCAUGGUGGGUUUGGGUUAGUUUAUCGCGGUGUGCUUAAUGAUGGAAGAAAAGUUGCUAUUAAGUUCAUGGAUCAUGCAGGAAAGCAAGGGGAAGAAGAAUUCAAGAUGGAGGUUGAGUUACUGAGUCGUCUGCGUUCACCUUACUUGUUGGCACUUCUUGGUUAUUGCUCAGACAAUAGUCAUAAGCUGCUUGUGUAUGAGUUCAUGGCAAAUGGCGGUCUGCAAGAACACCUGUAUCGUACCAACAGGUCUGGUUCUGUCCCAGUGAGAUUAGAUUGGGAAACUCGGAUGAGGAUAGCUGUGGAAGCUGCAAAAGGUUUGGAAUAUCUCCAUGAACAAGUAUCACCCCCAGUGAUUCAUAGAGACUUUAAGAGCAGCAAUAUUCUGCUGGACAGAAACUUCAAUGCCAAAGUUUCAGAUUUCGGAUUGGCUAAAGUCGGAUCAGAUAAAGCUGGAGGACACGUUUCUACCCGUGUAUUAAGCACACAAGGAUAUGUAGCUCCUGAGUACGCUUUAACCGGUCACUUGACAACAAAAUCGGAUGUUUAUAGCUACGGUGUUGUCCUGUUAGAGUUACUAACCGGUAGAGUUCCAGUAGAUAUGAAGAGAGCUUCAGGAGAAGGUGUACUUGUCUCUUGGGCUUUGCCUCAAUUGGCUGAUAGAGAGAAAGUGGUAGACAUAAUGGAUCCAACACUCGAAGGACAAUACUCAACAAAAGAAGUUGUUCAAGUUGCAGCAAUAGCAGCAAUGUGUGUUCAAGCAGAAGCUGACUACAGACCCUUAAUGGCAGAUGUGGUGCAGUCACUGGUUCCACUGGUGAGAAACCGUAGGUCAGCUUCAAAGCUUAGUGGCUGCUCUAGUAGCUUUAGCUUGGCUCGGUCUCCUAACUCGCCGGGUAAAGCAAGCAUAGGCUCUCAGUAAAUCAAUCAGAGAAGACAAACUGUGAGGUUUUUAAUAAGUACUACGGGAUUUACUAAAACAGACUAUAAUGUAACACCUUUGAGUUUUGAGUGAUCAAACAUGGAGAUUAAGGGCUUGA
Molecule: messenger RNA, 1563 nt
Organism: Arabidopsis lyrata subsp. lyrata
Lineage: Eukaryota; Viridiplantae; Streptophyta; Magnoliopsida; Brassicales; Brassicaceae
Product: probable serine/threonine-protein kinase PBL7
Exons: 6
Coding region: 243-1445 (400 amino acids)
Biological process (GO): protein phosphorylation
Molecular function (GO): ATP binding; protein kinase activity
Source: RefSeq, a predicted model, not a curated record